AGUGUUGCAGAGGGAGUGGUGUCAAUUUGAGAAGUAAAUACUGUACCCUUGCUCACACUCCGUGUCAGAGCUGCUGUUGUCUACAGUUGGAUGUUAAUACAGCCAUGUCCUUCCUGAACACCCUACGCGAGUGGGACCAGGCAGUGGCGUGUGUGGAGCAGGGAGAUGUGGAGACUGCCCUGACAACGUUUCUGGACAUCGAAGAGAAGAACUCCAAAAUCUCUUUUGACAUUGGCUGCCUUCAUCUGGCCAACAAGGAUUUAGAAGCUGCUGAGAAGGCAUUUGACUUCAGCAUCGGGAAAGAUGAGCACUUGGCAGUCGCUUUCUUCCAACGAGGAAUCACAUUUUUUAAAAGAGAAAAUUUUGAAGAGGCCCUUGCAGACUUCAACAAUGCUUUUAGAGAGUUACGAGGCAACAAUCUGAUCGACUACAAGCCUAUUGGCCUUAGUUACAAGCUCUAUGCUUCUGAGGUGCUCCACAACAUGGCCUUGACCCAGGCUCAGCAAGGCCAGUGGGACAAAGCGCAGGAAAGCCUCCUCUCUGCACUGGCCCUCAAGCCCAAGUUCAAACAUGUGGAGCUAGCCCUAGAGGCCAUUUUGAAACAGAAGCUUUUUGAUCUGGUGGAAAUGCGUCCAAGGCUGCUCUUCAGACCUAACAGGAACUUUGUGGCUGAACUAGAGCAGAAAGAUUAUCUGGGAAAAGCCAAGGUCGUGGCCUCAGUCGUUCACAAAGAUGAAUUCUCUGGUUUUGCUCCUCUGCAACCACAGUCUGAAGAUGCCCCAGCUAUCCCAAAAGCACCAGAAGUCCUUAGAGCCCUGAAAGGAGAGCCUCACACCGUCCUGUACGAGUUCUCUCCCGAGACUAGUGACGAGCUGGCGGUGUUGCCUGGCAACAUCGUUUUUGUCUUGCAGAGAGGGGAUGACAACUGGGCCUCUGUCAUCUUUAACGAGCGGAGGGGCCUUGUUCCUUACAACUACCUGGAGCCUUUGGAUAUGAAUACUUUAUCUAAUAAGCAAGGGCAGAACGGCACACCAAGUGGACCAGAUGAGAUCCCAGCUCCCCCAUUUAAAGAACCCCCAAUCAGACCUCUACGGUCAGGUAGACUACCAGUGCCGUCCGGGGAUUACAACAAUGUAACCAUUGAACUUCGGAGGUCGCAGGAGCCCCAGGGGUGCAUAGUGAAGGUGCACUGCUCCUACACGGUGGUGGUGACGGCGCUGCCUGGAGUUCCCUACCAGGCCCUGCUGCAGAGGAUCGCCAGCAAGCUCAACCUGCCCGCCCCCGCACUCUCUCUCAGUUAUGUGAAGUCCGGAGAGCGAAUGUCUAUUGGGGAGUCAGAGAUGACCAGCGUGUGGCAUUGCAUGAGGAAUGGCCGACUGACCUUGUGGUGCACCUUCUCUGAGGACCCGCCCAAGAAAAGUGUUCAGGCCUUGGCACUGUAUGCCUACGAGGCCAGCAGUCCAGAAGACUUGGAAUUCAGCCAAGGUGACAUCAUCACCAUCCUCUCCAAAGUGAAUGAAGACUGGCUUGAAGGGCAAUGUAAUGGAAAAAAUGGCAUCUUCCCUGCAUCUUUUGUACAAACUCUUCACAAAGAUUAACAUUAUUAUUCUUUUCAAUGUUACAAAUCUUCUUGUAAAUUUGACCAGUCUGCAGUCUGAAGAGAUCAAAUACAAUGUUACCCUUUUUGUAAUAACUAAAAA
Molecule: messenger RNA, 1700 nt
Organism: Engraulis encrasicolus (European anchovy)
Lineage: Eukaryota; Metazoa; Chordata; Actinopteri; Clupeiformes; Engraulidae
Gene: ncf2
Product: neutrophil cytosolic factor 2
Exons: 15
Coding region: 105-1598 (497 amino acids)
Biological process (GO): respiratory burst; phagocytosis; superoxide anion generation
Cellular component (GO): NADPH oxidase complex
Molecular function (GO): superoxide-generating NADPH oxidase activator activity; protein binding
Source: RefSeq, a predicted model, not a curated record